Trichechus manatus latirostris (Florida manatee) is the source of this 4535-nucleotide messenger RNA. It is a transcript of the gene RIGI, whose product is annotated as RNA sensor RIG-I. Gene Ontology annotation, biological process: antiviral innate immune response; cytoplasmic pattern recognition receptor signaling pathway. Gene Ontology annotation, molecular function: double-stranded RNA binding; ATP binding; single-stranded RNA binding. Lineage: Eukaryota; Metazoa; Chordata; Mammalia; Sirenia; Trichechidae. Gene Ontology annotation, cellular component: cytoplasm. Bases 127 to 2925 code for a protein of 932 amino acids. The record is from RefSeq and is a predicted model, not a curated record. The transcript has 18 exons.
CGCCCUUCAGCGCUAGAUCGAGUUCUCGGAAAAUCUCUCCCCGCUAGCCGCGCUCAACCAGCUCAGCUCUAAAGGGAGUCGGGUGCCGGGCGAGGCGGGGACCUGGCCAGGAGCUGGUAAGCAGGCAUGACGGCCGAGGAGCGCCAGAAUCUGCACACCUUCAGGAACUACGUCAGGAAGACUCUGGACCCUACCUACAUCCUGAGUUAUAUGUCCCCCUGGUUUAGGGAAGAUGAGAUGCAAUAUAUUCAGACGGAGAAAAACAACAAGGGCACUAUGGAGGCUGCCUCACUUUUUCUCAACAUCCUCGAGGAGCUCAAGGAGGAAGGCUGGUUCCGUGGUUUUUUGGAUGCCCUGAAACAUGCAGGUUAUACUGGACUUUAUGAAGCCUUUGAAAAUUGGGAUUUCCAAAAAAUUGAAAAGUUGGAGGAGCACAGAUUGCUUUUAAGACGUUUACAACCAGAAUUCAAAACCAGAAUUAAUCCAUUAGAUAUCCUUCCUGAAAUAUCCCAAUGUUUAAUUAAUCAGGAAUGUGAAGAAAUUAUACAGGUUUGUUCCAACAAGGGGAUGAUAGCAGGUGCAGAGAAAAUGGUUGAAUGCCUUCUCAGAUCAGACAAGGAGAACUGGCCCAAAGUUUUGAAACUUGCUUUGGAGAAAGAAGAGUACAACUUCAAUGAACUGUGGAUUGUGGAGAAAGGUGUAGAAGAUGUUGAAACUAAAGAUCUUCAGAAUGAUGAAAUGGAAACUUCUGAAGUACAAAUAUUCUACCAGGAAGAACCAGAAUACCAGAAUCUUGGUCAGAGCUCAUGUCCUCCAUCUUCAGAAGUAUCUUAUACCAACUUGUACAGCCCAGUGAAGCCAAGAAAUUACCAACUAGAGCUCGCUUUGCCUGCUAAGAAUGGAAAAAAUACAAUAAUAUGUGCUCCUACUGGUUGUGGAAAAACCUUUGUUUCCAUUCUUAUAUGUGAACAUCAUCUUAAAAAAUUUCCACAAGGACAAAAAGGGAAGAUUGUCUUUUUUGCUAUUCAAAUCCCAGUAUAUGAACAGCAGAAAUCUGUGUUCUCAGAAUAUUUUGAAAGGCUUGGGUACACAGUCGCAGGCAUUUCUGGAGCAACAUCUGAAGAGGUCCCAGUGAGACAGAUUAUUGAGAACAACGACAUCAUCAUUUUAACUCCACAGAUUCUUGUGAACAACCUUAAAAAUGGGACUAUUCCAUCGCUCUCUGUCUUUACCUUGAUGAUAUUUGAUGAAUGCCACAACACCAGUAAACACCACCCCUACAAUAUGAUCAUGUUUAAUUAUCUAGAUCAGAAGCUUGACGGAUCUUCAGACCCACUGCCCCAGGUCGUAGGGCUAACUGCUUCGGUUGGCGUUGGGGAUGCCAAAAACAUAACUGAAGCUGUGGCAUAUAUCUGCAAACUAUGUGCUUCUCUUGACACAUCAGUGAUAGCAACAGUCAAAGACAACUUGGAGGAACUGGAGGAAGUUGUUUACAAGCCCCAGAAAUGUUUCAGGAAAGUGGAAACAUGGACUACCAACAAAUUUAAAUGCAUUAUAUCUCAGCUGAUGAUGGAGACAGAGAAUAUGGCAAAGAAUGUCUUUGAAGAACUUGGUACUCUAACUCUUGAAAACUUAUCUCAUAUUCAAAGUAGGAAAUUUGGUACACAGAAAUAUGAACAAUGGAUUGUUGCAGUUCAGAAAGCGUGCAUGGUGUUGCAGAUGCCGGAUAAAAAUGAAGAGAGCAGGAUUUGUAAGGCACUGUUCUUGUACACUUCGCAUCUACGGAAAUAUAAUGAUGCACUCAUUAUCAGUGAGCAUGCCCGAGUCAAAGAUGCUCUGGAUUACUUGAAAGAUUUCUUCGCCAAUGUCCGAGCAGCAGGAUUUGAUGAGAUAGAGCAAGAUCUCACUAGCAGAUUUGAAGAAAAGCUGCAGGAACUAGAAGAUGUUUCUAUGGAUCCCAGCCAUGAGAACCCUAAACUCAAAGACCUUUGCUUCAUCUUGCAAGAGGAGUACCACUUAAACCCAGAAUCAAGAACCAUUCUCUUUGUAAAAACCAGGGCACUUGUGGAUGCUUUGAAGAAAUGGAUUGAAGAACAUUCUAAACUCAGCUUUCUGAAACCUGGCAUAUUGACUGGACGUGGUAGAACAAAUCAGAAAAUAGGUAUGACACUCCCAGCACAGAAGUGUGUUUUGGACACAUUCAGAUCCAAUGGUGAUAGCAAGAUUCUGAUUGCCACCUCGGUUGCAGAUGAAGGCAUCGACAUUGCUCAGUGCAAUCUGGUCAUCCUGUAUGAAUAUGUGGGCAAUGUCAUCAAAAUGAUUCAAACCAGAGGCAGAGGAAGAGCAAAAGGUAGCAAGUGCUUCCUUGUGACUAGUAAUGCUGAUGUAAUUGAAAAAGAAAAAAUAAACAUAUACAAAGAAAAACUGAUGAAUGACUCCAUUUUAAGCCUUCAGGAAUUGGAUGAAGCAGUAUUUACAAAAAAGCUUCGCAUUAUACAGAAUCAAGAAAAAUUCAUCAGAGAUAAUGAAGGAAAAGCAAAACCUGAACCUGACAAGAAAAAGAAAAAACUGCUCUGUAGAAAGUGCAAAGCCUUUGCAUGUUACACAGUCGAUGUAAGAGUGAUUGAGGAAAGCCAAUUCGCUGUGGUUGGAGAUGCUUUUAGGGAGUGCUUUGUGAGUAAGCCACAUCCCAAACCAAAGAGCUAUGGGAGUUUUGAGAAGAGAGCAAAGAUAUACUGUGCCCGCCAGGACUGCAGCCAUGACUGGGGAAUCUAUGUGAAGUACAAGACAUUUGAGAUUCCAGUUAUAAAAAUUGAAAGCUUUGUGGUGGAGGAUGUUGCCACUGGAACUCAGACACUGUACGCAAGGUGGAAGGACUUUCAUUUUGAGAAGAUACCAUUUGAUGCUGCAGAGAUGGCCAAAUAACUUCAGGGCCUCAGUCUUCACCUACAGGGAAUGGGUAACUUUGAGUGAAGAAAUUAGCCCCAGUAGGUGUAAUCAUGAAUCCGUUGAACCCGUGUGAAGAUAUUUUACGUAAGGCUUGUACUACUGACCACUUUGAAUACUAACCACUUUGCUUCCUGUGUAUAGUUUUCAACAGUUUGCAAUAUAUCAUAUAUGUAAAGCAUAAGGAAUGAACCAUAGCACUUAACAUUUUGUAGGCUGUUAAAAGAGCUCAUAGUACCUGGGAAAAAUUAAAAAGCCUUAACUUCUGUUUCUGUCCUUCCCUUUAGAGCCAACUGCCAGUGUACACACAAUAGCCAAUCAAUAUACAUUGGGAAAAGUGAAUGAAUGAAAUGAAUGUUGAAAGGUUGUCAGCACCUCCCUUUCUUUCCUUAACCUUCUAUAAACUGACUUUUGCCCUUAUCAAUCUACUGAAAUUGUUCUUAAUAGGUCACCAGUGACUCUGGUUGCUAAAUCCACUGGGACUCCUCAGUACUUCUUAGUACUUGACUUCUUUGCUGCUUUUGGCCCAGUUGAGCACUCCUUUCUUGAAACCCUCUUUUGUCUUCCAGACCUCUGAGUCUACUGGCUCUACCCCAGUCUUUUUGAUUGGUGAGCCCUAGCAGUGCAGUGGUUAAGAGCUCGGCUGUUGACCAAAAACUUGGCAGUUCGAAUCCAUCAGCCACUCCUUGGAAACCCAUGGGGCAGUUCUACUCUGUCCUGUAGGGUUGCUGUGAGUCGGAAUUGACUGGAUGGCGAUGGGUUUAAGUGAUGAUAAUUCCAAGGAUAAUUCCACACACACACUAUAUACAUAUAUCCACACACACACCUCUAUGUAUAUAUAAUAGUUAAAACAUAUGCUCAUGUAGCCUAGUAAUCUUAAAACUCUAUAGUGGACAGCUGUUAGGGAUGGGGACAUGUAGAUGAUUUAAUAAUUUCUGAGAAGUUGAUUUCUUUUAGUUCACUAUACAUCUUACCCUAUUAAUUUUCUUAACAUUUGUCAUUGUUCCCUUCGAAUGAUCAUCUCAAGCCAUUUUCCAAUAAUGGUUGAUGUUCUUCAAUGCCUGGUCUGUUCUCAGAUCCCUUGGGUGAUACUGAUGAGGCAGUCUAAUUUGGCUAUCCUUUCUAUUUAAAAAAUUAGAAUACAUGUCCAAAUGGCAUUUCUGUAUCAUUUAGCAAGAUUUGCUGAUGCAUUAGACAGCUUAGUUUGAGAUUUUCUAGACCUAAAGACAACUGCCUGAGUUUUGCUGUCUCCAUUCCGGCUAGGGUAUUUUGUGUUCAGUUCAGGGUACACUGUAUUGUAAUUUAAGCACCUUCCUAAAAUAGAUUCAGACUAGUUGUUUGUAAUUCACUAGGACCAUCAAUGGCUUAAACAAACCUCCAAACAUCUUAAAAUGUUAACAGUCCAAUGAUGGGGGAAGAGUUGCUUCUGGUUCCGUUUAGUUUCGUGGAAAGACCAAUUUGAAGAAACCUGCUUAACUUUACUUAGCACAUAUGACGACAUAAGCCAUUUAAGUAGCACCUAUUUACAUCUGAAGGCUAUAAAUAGUUUGGGAAGGUCUUUUCCUCUAAGAGAAUCCAGUUUCCAAAAA